Molecule: messenger RNA, 6423 nt
Organism: Dimorphilus gyrociliatus
Lineage: Eukaryota; Metazoa; Annelida; Polychaeta; Dinophilidae
Source: the annotation of a GenBank genome assembly
AUAUCAUUCAAUUUUAUGCUGUUAACCAAAUAGUUAUAUUUUCUUUUUUAGUACAACGUCAACAGUAACUAAUUGAAUACGAAGUACGAAAAAGAGACAAAAGAAAACAAAAAUCUUACUUAAUUGUUACAGCUGCUACUGAAACAAUUGUGAUCUGUUGCUUUGCUAAAUACUUAUUCAUUCAGUAAUAGGCAAAUCAUUUAAAGAGAAGCUAAAAGUUAAUACCUGUAAAAAAAAAAGCUUGAAUAUUUUCAAGACUCAUCUCUUUUUGAAGGUAAGAAGUCAAAAGAAAAAAAAAACAAGUUAUACAUAAUAUUUAAAUUAUAACAAUUAUAAUAAUAAUAGAUAAUUAUAUUAAUUAUUAAUUAUAAUAAUAGAUAAUAUAUGUAUAUUAUAUAUUUAACUAGUUGAUUUUUAGAUUAUCAGAAUGAAAAUAAAAGAUUAUUAGUAUCUUUUCUUACCUCUAAAAAAUUUUUAGAGUAUAAACGAAAUAAGAUAGAAUUAUUGAAAAUAGAGAUUGGAACAAUGUUGAUUUGCAUGGAAAUAGGGUAACUGAAAUAUUCUGAUAAUUAUUAUGGUUUCUCUAUAUUACUUUUAUACUUUCCAUCAAAGAAAUAUCCAUAGGCUUAUGUUAAAAAAUAGUACUUCAAGAUUAAAUUGUAUAUAUAUAAGCUAUAGAGAAAAUUCUGAAGUAUUUACCACAAAAGUGUAAUCUUUAACGAGAUGCGUAAAUUGAAAUAGAUUAAGUGCUUCUUUGUUUACGAUCUUUCACAGUGUUAUUUUAUUCUCCUACUGUUUAAACCUGAUCUUAGAACGGAUAUCUACUUUCUACCUUAAUAAAAACAAAAUAUAUUAGUCAUGGUAAAGGCAUACAAUCAUAUCUUGAUUUCAAAUCGAAGUAUAUCAUUAAACUUGUUUUAACCUUUUAGUUAGCAGCCUUAGAAAAAGUAUCUAUGCAUAUAAAGCAAAAAAUUUCAGGAUUUAACCUCAUGACCAAUGAUAAGAUUUAAAUGGAUCGUGCAUUAUAAAAAGAGAAUUAAUAAUUUUAGAGCUUUAACUUGUUUACACUUGAACUUUUAUAGAUACUAGUUCUGAACUAUCUAAGUAUUAUUUGUUACUAUUUAUUACAGAUAAUUCUCGUAUUCCUAAAUUAUUGGCUGGAAGAGAGAAAAUGAACUCAAAAAGAAAACCUUUGACACUAAUAAUAAACGAAAAAUUGAUAAAAGAUCCAUCGGUCGACCCAGAGCAAACAGUUCUAAGCUAUCUAAGAGAUAACUGUAAGCAAAAUAGAAUUUCUGAAUACUAUACAGUAUAUUCUCUGAAGUUUAUGUAAUUUUGCAAUAACUAUCUGUCUAAAUGUCGAAAUACUAUAAAAUGAUACAUUAAUCUGAUUAGAAUAUAUAGUAUACUGUAUAAUUGUAUAUAUCGUUAUGUAAUAUUUUAAUAUAAUUUAAAGUAUUGUGUAGGCUACAAAGUUUUUUUAUAUUAGUGAGGUUGACAGGAAGUAAAUUAGCAUGUGGUGAAGGUGGUUGCGGGGCUUGUACUGUUAUGGUUUCAGCCCUUGCGAAAUCGAAAAACGAGAUAAAGUAUGACAUUUGCCCUAUUUUUCCUAUUUUUAUGAAUAAUAUUGAAAAAUAUGUGCUUACAUUUGUCUUAUUUUAAGGCAUUACUCUAUCAACUCGUGUAUAACACCUAUACUAUCACUUCAUGGUUUAGCUGUGACAACAGUUGAGGGAAUUGGUAAUUUGAAGGGCGGAGUUCAUCCUGUUCAAGAAAGAAUUGCUAAAGCCCAUGGAGUACAAUGUGGUUAUUGCACUCCUGGAUUUGUUAUGAGCAUGUACACUCUAUUGAAAAACGUUCCACAACCAGAAAAAAAGCAAGUUGAGGAAGCUUUUCACGGUAAUAUUUGCCGUUGUACUGGGUACAGAUCAAUUUUAAGUGGCUGUUACACUUUCUGCAAAAAUAAUAAAACAGUUGAUAUUGAAGAAUUAAGCCUUGGGGAUGGAAGUAAUUUAUACUGUAAAAAGUCUUUUGACGCCUCAGACUGGAAAAACUACAAAACAUGUAAUGGAGAAACCAUCCCACUGAAGUCACUUAAAAUAGAUGAAGAAUUCCAGCACGAGAAAAAGGGAAAAUGCUGGAUUAGAGCUGAAUCUAUUCAACAUUUGACAACCUUAAAGUUUAAUCAUCCAGAAGCUCCCUUAAUUGCAGGAAGCACUGAAUUAUCUGUUGAAAAACUAACUAAAAAGGAAGAAAAAUCUGCAAUCUUAAUUCACGUACCACAUUAUUUAGAUAAUACAAUAGAACAGGAUGGCAAUUGUAUGAUUGUUGGCUGCUCGACAACCCUAACUGAUCUCGAAGAUUAUGUUAAAAAUCAUGAUAGAGAUUUUAAUACAUUUGAAGCAAUUGAGGAAUGCUUAAAAUACUUUGGUAGUAACCAAAUUAGAAAUGUUGCAACAGUUUCUGGAAACGUCUAUACGUCUAGCCCAAUAUCUGAUCUAAUACCAAUUCUAGUUGCAACUAAAUCUUCCGUUAUUCUAAAAUCAAAAUUUGCAGAGAGAAAGGUUUAUAUAAACGAAGAUUUUUUCACCGGCUAUAGAAAGAAUGUCAUUGAAGAUAUUGAAAUUAUUUCAAAGUUUAUCAUACCGAUGACCUUAGAGAAGAAUGAAUACAUAAGAUUUUAUAAACAAGCCAAAAGAAAAUAUGACGAUAUCUCCAUAAUAAAUGCUUGUUUUUACGUUAAAUUAACAAAUGAUCAAACUAUUGAGGAUAUUAGAAUUGUUUACGGAGGCAUUUCUUUUAGAGUUGUAGAAGCUACGCAAACGUCUGAAAAGUUGAUUGGCUUAAAAUGGAACAAGAAAAUGUCAGAAACGGCUACAUGUAAUUUAAUAAAAGAAUUAUUUAUUACAAAAGGUAGUCCAGGUGGUGAAGAAACUUACAGAAAUAAUUUAUUAUUAAGUUUAUAUUUCAAAUUCUAUCUGGAUGUUUGUCAGAAACUUGAUGGUUUUAAACACGAAAAUUCAGUUCAGACAAUAUCAGGAAUUCAAUUAUUCGAUGCCAUCCCUGGAGAGAAUACAAUAGGUAAAUCUUUGUCCAUUCCUGCAGCUUUAAAGCAUACAACAGGAGAAUCUGAUUUUAUAUGCGACAUGCCAAAGUUCGAGAAUGAAUUGAUUAUUUAUCCUAUAAUUUGUCCAAUUGCCUGUGCAAAAUUUAAUCUAAAAAAUCGGGAAGAAAUUUUAAGGAUGGAAGGUGUUAUUGAUAUUUGGGAUUGGAAAGUAUUUUAUGAUUGUUGGAAAUGGAAGAGUGUAAGCUAUUAUGUAUCCUCAAUUAUUGCUCUGAUUGCGACAGAUGAAACUAUCUAUGCUGGUCAACCAAUUUAUUUUGUCAUUGCAACUGACUUGGCAAUGGCUGAAAAAGCGGGUAUUCUUAUGGAAAUUGAAUACAACAGAGUUGAAACACCUCUUUUGACUGUUGAUGAUGCUAUAGCGGCAAAUUCUUUUCACAAAUCAAAAGCUUAUCCAUCCAUUGAAUUAGGGGACGUUGAAGAAGAAUUUAAGAGGUCGGAUGAAGUACUUGUUGGAGAAGUAAAUGUAGGUAAACAAGAACAUUUCUAUAUGGAAACUCAAUCAGCUUUAGCUGUUCCAAGAGACGGAGAUGCUUUAGAUGUUUACAGUAGUACACAAAAUGUUGGCGGUGACCAUAGAUAUAUAGCCUCUAUACUAGAUAAACCUCAGCAUUUAAUUAACGUUAUUUGUAAAAGAUGUGGUGGUGGAUUUGGUGGUAAAGAAAAUCAAGCUAUUACCACCUCAAUACCAGCUAGCUUAGUUGCAGAAAAAUUCAAAAGACCUACGCGAUAUAUAAUGAACAGACAAAUCGAUAUGCAAGUGACCGGAGGCAGAAAUCCGAUGAAGGCAAAGUACAAAGUUGCCUUUAGUAAAUCCGGAACAAUUAAAGCCUUAGAGGUGACAAUAUAUAUGAAUUCAGGUUACUCCAUGGAAUGUGGCUAUGAUGUAGGAAUUAAAUGUGUUAAGUCUGUAGGGGGAGGUUAUAGAAUUCCUCAUAUGUCUGUUAACGUAAAAUUUUGCAAAACGAAUAUAGUUAGCAAUACUGCAUUUAGGGGAUUUGGUACACCUCAGGCUGCAAUAAUCACUGAGAGUAUUAUAGAAAACAUCGCGCAUAAAUUGCAACUUGGAUCAGACCAUAUUCGUGAAAUAAAUAUGCUGAAAGAUGGUGAACCAACAAAACUAUGUGGGCAUGCAAGUCUAACAAGUAUGCAAAAUGAUUCGCUCGGAAAAUGUUGGAGAGAAAUGAUGAAACUAUACAAAGUUGAAGAGAGAAAGAGUUCAAUUAUACAAUUUAACAAAGAAAAUAGAUGGAAAAAACGUGGAAUUGCUUCAACAGUAGUUGAACACUACAUUGGUUUCAAUAAAGGAUGCUUGAUGCAAGGAAAUGCACUGGUGAAUAUUUAUAGAGACGGAUCGAUCUAUUUGUCUUUCAGUGGGGUUGAAAUGGGACAAGGUCUAAAUGCCAAAAUGCAACAAGUUGCAUCUUCUGCCUUAAAUGUUGAAUAUGAUAGAAUUUAUAUUCCUGACACGUCGUCUUAUUGUACACCCAACUCCACAAUAACAGCAGCAAGUUGUGGAACAGAUGUCAAUGGGUUUGCGGUAUUGGAUGCAUGCCAAAAACUUAACAGAAGACUUAACGGCGUUAGAGAAAAGUUUCCAAAUGCAUCCUGGGAAGAAAUAGUAAGCGGAGAAUAGAAUUUAAAAGUUUAAUAUACAAAUUAACUUAUGAAAACAUUGUUUCCUUCUCUAUAAUAGGUGGAAAAAGCCUAUAUCCAACAAAUUAACCUCUCUGCCAGUGGACAUCAUAAAUUGUAUACUAUAUAUUUCUUUCUCGGUUGAUACGGAAAGUUAAAUACUUAUUUCAAUUAUUUUCAGUGAAAUUUUUCAAAAUCAAGAUAAAAAUAAGAGCGGUGACGAUGGUUUAUAUGUCGUUUGGGGUACAUCAACAACUGAAGUUGAGAUUGACAGUUUAACGGGGGAUGUUGUUGUUUUAGAAUCAGACAUUGUUAUGGACAUUGGGAAGUCUAUGAAUCCGGCUGUUGACAUUGGUCAAAUAGAAGGAGCUUUUGUACAGGGAUUAGGUUUAGUUCUUCUUGAGGAACAACUUUAUAAUCCUUCCAGCGGGCAACUAAUUACAAAUGGUCCUGGAAAAUAUAAAUUACCGUCUGUGAGCAAUAUACCGAGAAAAUUUAAUGUUACAUUGCUUAGGGGAGGAGACGAUGGUGAGAAAAAAGCUAUUCACUCAUCAAAGGGUGUUGGAGAGCCAGCUAUAUCUUUGGCAGCAUCUGCAGUUUGUGCUGCCAGAAAAGCUGUAGCGUCAUCUCGUUUCGAUGAUAAAAAUACGCAACAAUUUGUUAUUGAUACUCCAGCAACGCCAUCUAUCAUAAGAAAUUUAUGUACUGAUGAUUUGCUUUUAAAAGUUACUGAAGAGGAGAAAAGGAGACAAGAGACUUUAGAAAAAGAAUGGUGUGUCCGUGUAUAAGUGACAAAAGAAAAAUCAUAGAUGAUUACAAUAUUUUUUCAUUUGAAAUAGUUUAUUCCUUAAUUGAUUACGCAACUUAUAGAGUGUUUCUUACUAGAAAUCAAAAUAUCUUUGUAAAUAUGCAAUCAAUUUAUUUUAUUCAGUAUCUAGAAAUCAUAUGUACAUUAUAGUUAAUUAUUUAUCAUGAUUCUAUUUUUUUGUCAUAAUCAUUGAGUAAACUAUCAUUUUCAAAUAUCUCUUCCAAGGUACCUCAGAAAGAGAUAAUCAUCAAAGCUUGAAUAGAGAAAAAAGAAAAAAUAGAUAGAUUACUUUUUAUAAUUUUAACGAUAUUUUUGUAAAUGUUUUAAUUUGAAAAAUAAAGAAAUAUUUACCUCCAAUCUCCCAAGGAAUCUCUUGAGUCGCUUCGUUUAUGAACAAUCAAUUUACAAAUUGCUUGGCAGUGUGCAGAUUUUGAAUGAUUCCUAUUAAGUUUUAUACAUAAUAUUUUAAUUAUAAUAAUCAUUUAUUUUUAACAUCUUACUUGCACAAAUCGAUGCAGUUGUGAUCUCUAUCCAGCUUUGCCAAAAUAGGGGCAAUUAAGCAAAUGGCGAAUAAAACUUUCAGAGUUUUUGUAAACAUUUUCAAUAUCUAUUUAAAAAAAUAACCUACAUUGUUACAUCAACUGUAAAGAAGAUGUAAUAAAUCUUGCCUACCUUUUAUCUAUUAUAAACCUUGUAGUUGUUUGUUGAUCGCAAAGAGUCUGAACGAGUGUUGGCGACACUAGUUAUUUAUGUUUUGCAUAUAUUAAGAAUUGAAAAUGAGGCUUUAGUUUUACUUGUAAAAUAUUUUUGAUUAAUUGUUAUUAUUCGUCUUGUAAUUAUAAAUGUUUUAUAUCCU